This is a messenger RNA of Magnolia sinica, 1512 nucleotides long. RefSeq names its product short-chain dehydrogenase TIC 32 B, chloroplastic-like. The transcript is spliced from 10 exons. The record is from RefSeq and is a predicted model, not a curated record. NCBI's taxonomy places the organism in Eukaryota, Viridiplantae, Streptophyta, Magnoliopsida, Magnoliales, Magnoliaceae. The coding region runs from base 195 to 1241 and encodes 348 amino acids.
GUCCAUUGAUUGCAAGAGUAGUGGACGUGGAUGUCACUUGUCUCCUCCACCUUCUUCCCUCCCAUCACAAGCAAGCCCCUCCCUCCAUAACUCCACUUUCUACAGAGAGCCCAUUAAAAAGCAACCCUCACUCCAUAACUCCACUGCCGAGAGAGAGAGAGAGAGAGAGAGAGAGAGAGAGAGAGAGAGAGAGAAUGGGGUUACUGUGGGAUUGGUUUGGAAGAGCUGGGCCUUCGGGCUUUGGCUCGUCGUCCACGGCCGAACAAGUAACGGACGGCUUAGAUGCUACCAACCUCACAGCCAUAGUCACGGGUGGAACGAGUGGACUCGGAAAGGAAACAGCCAGAGUGUUAGCCAAAAGGGGAGCAAAGGUAAUAAUCCCAGCGAGAAGCAUGGAGGGUGGUUUGCAAGUGAAAGAAAACCUGCUGAAAGAGAACCCGGAUGCCGAGGUCGAGAUUAUGGAGAUGGACCUCAGCUCCUUAAGAUCGGUCACGUCUUUUGCUCGCUCCUUCAAAUCCUCAAACAAACACCUGAACAUCCUCAUAAACAAUGCAGGGAUAAUGGCAUGCCCAUUCCAGCUAUCUGUAGACGGAGUUGAGUUGCAGUUUGCCACCAAUCACCUUGGUCAUUUCUUACUAACUAAUCUGCUACUGGACAAGCUAAAAGCCACUGCCAAAGAAACGGGAAUAGAGGGUAGAAUAGUCAACGUUUCAUCUCUCGCUCACAGAUAUCGCAACGGUUUCGGGAUCGGAUUCGAGAACUUCAGCAACCUAUCCAAGCAUGGACAACGUUGGGCCACCAUGAUGAAUGGCAUGGAACUGGCACAUGGAUACCAUGCUGGUACGUGGGCCUGCAAAUACAAACCAUUUGAUGCCUACUCUCGAUCUAAGCUAGCCAACGUAUUGCAUGCAAAUGAGCUAUCUAGGCGUCUGCAGGAAGAAGGGAGUAAUGUUACAGCCAAUUCUCUACACCCUGGGAUAGUUCCCACCAAUAUAAGUCGGUAUUCAGUUCUCAAGGCCUUUCCAUUGUGUUGGCUGAAGCCUUUUCUACAGACAGAAUCCCAGGGUGCGGCCACAACUUGCUAUGUUGCGCUCCAUCCAAAUGUAAGAGGUAUCACAGGAAAAUAUUAUGCGAACUGCAACGAAUCGCUUCCUUCUGAACAAGCAAGAGAUAGUGAGUUGGGAAAGAGAUUAUGGGAGUUCAGCGAAAAGCUUGUUAAGCAACUCCAUGGACCCACAUGACACCUCUCAGAUCCGGCCCUACAUUAUGUCGCAAAUGCUUCAAAUAGCAAUUAUGUCGCUUUCAAGUUGGACUCAAGAGAGGUGAAAGCAAUUUUAGGGAAACUUCUGAAUGCGAAGAAUUGAUAGUUUUUUCUUCUUUCUUUUCUUAUGGGUUUCUCUAUUCUUUUAUCUUACCAUGUUAUGAUGAUUUCGUUUGUCUGCAAUUAGUUGCAAGAAAGACAAUGUUAUUAGCCGUUCUCCAUUAAAAUUUCACUGCAACUGUUAUGUUCUA